AUGGCUCCAUCCACACUUUCCCAACUUUAUAAGCUCAUUGCGGAGUCAGUAGCCGCUAUCGAUGCCAGUUGUGCUACUCGGGGUGUUGAAGUUCCCAGCAUCGAUUCCGCAUUCACUCCUGGGUCCGAAGCAUUCCGCAUGGACCCCACUGUCGCUGAAGCCAUCAAUAUUGCGACGGCGUCUGCGUAUCAGAUAGCGGCUCUCCUAGAACCUCCAUCGGUUUCCGUCUCUCACAUCGCAUCCGGUCACUAUAAAGCGAUUGCUCUUAGGGCUCUCCUCGAGACGAACACUGUCGAGAUCCUGCGGGAGGCAGGACCAAAGGGUAUUCAUGUGGAUGAGAUAGCGAAGAGGAAUCAACUAGACCCGAACAAGAACGCUCGUCUACUUCGCUACCUCUCCACGUACUACCUCUUCCGCGAAGUCGAGCCAGAUGUCUUUUCAAACACUCGUAUUUCGUCGAUGCUUGACACAGGGAAAUCUGUUGAUGAACUUCUCGCUAAACCCCGGGACAGGCACGUAGGCACCUCCGGGUUUGCCGCUUUAAUCGAGCAUAUCCUCGACGAGGGAUGGAUGGGAGCAACCUCCGCUGUCGCGACCCUUCGUGAUCCAAAGACUCGCUUUUCCGGGGAGCCCACUGAUGCACCGCUGGCUCGUACUACAGGUUCAAAUGUCCCUUUCUGGGUCUGGAUCGAACAGCCAGGCCAGGAAAUGCGCCUUCAGCGUUUUGGAAUUGCUAUGCAAGGAGUGGCCGCGAUGCAGCCAGCAGAGGCGGCUCUUGAUAGCUUCGACUGGAAAAGUCUCGGAGUGGAAGAUGUGGUGGUCGAUGUUGGAGCCGGAGUCGGCGCCGUCUCUCUCGCGCUCGCAAAGUCCUAUCCGUCUCUGAAAAUUGUGGUUCAAGACCGUGAUGCCGUGAUUGUGCAGGCAAAUGGGAUCUGGGCUAAGGAGCUUCCCGAAGCUGUUCGGUCUGGGAGAGUCAAGUUGCAAGGUCACGACGUCUUCACUCCGCAACCCGUCAAGGGAGCGAGUGUAUUCCUCCUCAAGCAAAUUUUACAUGACUGGUCUGACAGUUAUGCGAUCACGAUACUGAAACACCUGCGUGCGGCCGCGACACCGAAAACGAAGCUCGUGGCCAUGGAGAGCAUCGUGCCUUACGCCUGCCGCGAUACCCGAACUGUCGAUAAAGAUGGGAUUCCGGGGGCUAUGCCUCAUGAGGCUCCCGAGCCCCUUCUCGCUAAUUUCGGCCCAAUUAAUGACAUGCAGUACAACAGUGACUUCACGAUGUUCUUAUUGGGGAACUCGCAGGAGAGAACGAUAGAUCAUUUUUAUUCACUCCUUCUGGCGGCAGGUUGGAAGAUCAUCAGAGUGUAUCAGGGAGAAGGUCGCUCUGCUUUUAUGCAACAGAUGGAGGCUGUACCUGUUUAG
Messenger RNA from Stereum hirsutum FP-91666 SS1, 1422 nucleotides. RefSeq names its product S-adenosyl-L-methionine-dependent methyltransferase. Bases 1 to 1422 code for a protein of 473 amino acids. The transcript has 10 exons. NCBI's taxonomy places the organism in Eukaryota, Fungi, Basidiomycota, Agaricomycetes, Russulales, Stereaceae. The record is from RefSeq and is a predicted model, not a curated record. Gene Ontology annotation, molecular function: O-methyltransferase activity.